CGGUCGUUGGCCUCAUUCGAGUCGUUGCCCCGGCCUUAGGCGGACGUGGAGCACCUUGUGCCCCGUUUCCUUGUCCCGGUUUUUCCCUUCGCACGCCGGCAGGAUGGCCCACAAGCAGAUCUACUACUCAGACAAGUACUUCGACGAGCACUACGAGUACCGGCAUGUCAUGUUACCCAGAGAACUUUCUAAACAAGUACCCAAAACUCAUCUGAUGUCCGAAGAGGAGUGGAGGAGACUUGGUGUUCAACAGAGUCUAGGAUGGGUUCAUUACAUGAUCCAUGAGCCAGAACCGCAUAUUCUUCUCUUUAGACGGCCUCUUCCAAAAGAACAACAAAAAUGAAGUACAGCUGGGAUCAUCUAAUAAUCUUUUUCAAAUUUAAUGUAUAUGUGUAUAUAAGGUAGUAUUCAGUGAAUACUUGAAAAAUGUACAAAUCUUUCAUCCAUACCUGUGCAUGAGCUGUAUUCUUCACAGCAACAGAGCUCGGUUAAAUGCAACUGCAAGUAGGGUUAUUUUAAGUUGUUAAAGAUAAAUUUUCUUGUAGUUUUUUCUUAAUAUAAAUGCCUGUUUUACUUUACCUGUUUUGUUAAAUAAAGUUUGUAUAUUGCAUUUA
Molecule: messenger RNA, 614 nt
Organism: Rattus rattus (black rat)
Lineage: Eukaryota; Metazoa; Chordata; Mammalia; Rodentia; Muridae
Gene: Cks2
Product: CDC28 protein kinase regulatory subunit 2
Exons: 3
Coding region: 104-343 (79 amino acids)
Biological process (GO): regulation of mitotic cell cycle
Cellular component (GO): cyclin-dependent protein kinase holoenzyme complex; SCF ubiquitin ligase complex
Molecular function (GO): ubiquitin binding; histone binding; protein kinase binding
Source: RefSeq, a predicted model, not a curated record